Messenger RNA from Cooperia oncophora, 414 nucleotides. The record is from the annotation of a GenBank genome assembly. NCBI's taxonomy places the organism in Eukaryota, Metazoa, Nematoda, Chromadorea, Rhabditida, Trichostrongylidae.
AUGCGUGUCGCCCGAUUGCAGAUGAAGAUGGCGCUUGCCCACAUUCUGAGAGCCGUACGAGAUGCGUCCAGGGGAAGUGUUGGUGAGUUAUGCAAUUAUUUGGAAUCUGGCAUACAUGAUGACGCAAAUAGUAUGCUUGCUGGGUUCAAGUGGUCUAGCCGUAGUCGUGCCAAUGAGGACCCGCUGACAUUCCUACCGUUUGGCUACGGCCCAAGAAAUUGCAUUGGUAUGCGUGUCGCCCGAUUGCAGAUGAAGAUGGCGCUUGCCCACAUUCUGAGAGCCUACGAGAUGCGUCCAGGGGAAGUGUUGGUGAGUUAUGCAAUUAUUUGGAAUCUGGCAUACAUGAUGACGCAAAUAGUAUGCUUGCUGGGUUCAAGUCAAUCACAUGCGCUUCUUUUUAAAGCAAACCGAUGA